AUUUCUUCAGGUGGGUUUGCUUUGAAAAAGCAGGAUUGUGGAAGAACUGCUGCAAAGAGAGUCCAGUGUUUAGCUCAGCCACCUCCUCCGGCUUGGCCAGGACGGUCUGUUGCAGAACCGGGCCGUAAAAGCUGGGAUGGUCCAAAGCCUAUCUCAAUUGUUGGAUCUACUGGCUCCAUUGGUACCCAGACAUUGGACAUAGUUGCAGAGAAUCCAGAUAAGUUCAGAAUUGUGGCACUUGCUGCUGGUUCGAAUGUGACUCUUCUUGCUGACCAGGUUGAUAAUCAACUAAUUUUUGGAGGCUAUAUUUGAGAAAUAGCCUUUGUUCGUCAUUACAACUAGUGCCGAAUUAGACAAGGGUGCUAUUGUUAUUUACACUCUUGCAUUAUCCGAACAUUUCACUCUCAUCACAAAUUUGACAUUUAAAGUAAUGAAACCCACGAAUUAUAGCCGCGUUUUUUAUAUAGCUGCCAGCAUCUUUUGCAUGCAUUAAAACUAUGAUCUCAUGCCUUUUUCAUCUUACCACCCACCUCUUAAUCAGACUACUUUGCACUAUUAUUUUUAUCAAGAAGAAAAAUCUGGCAACUAGUUGAAAGUAUAUUUUUCCAUUUCAAAAAGUGCAAAUGCACCAUGCUUAUUCUGUCUGAUAUAAAUAUGUUCAUGGCAGUGCCUAUUAAGUAAUUUUUCCAGUGAUAUUUUAUCAAUUUGAAGAUAUACUCUCAAAAGAACUGGGUGACAUAUUGUAUAGCUACUCAUCUUACUCUAUCAAGAAUGCUAGUAUAUGAAAUUUUAUCUUAAUAUCAGGAAAAAGAAAUUCUCAUACAUUUUACUAUGAUCAGUUAACCAAUUCAAGUCCAUGCCAACUGCGUGACUUCAGUUGUAAGCUACAUUGAUAGAAUGUGUUUGGCUAAGCUUAAAAGUGACAUUUAACUAACUUUUUUUUUUU
Molecule: messenger RNA, 946 nt
Organism: Olea europaea var. sylvestris
Lineage: Eukaryota; Viridiplantae; Streptophyta; Magnoliopsida; Lamiales; Oleaceae
Product: 1-deoxy-D-xylulose 5-phosphate reductoisomerase, chloroplastic-like
Exons: 2
Biological process (GO): isoprenoid biosynthetic process
Molecular function (GO): 1-deoxy-D-xylulose-5-phosphate reductoisomerase activity; NADPH binding; manganese ion binding
Source: RefSeq, a predicted model, not a curated record